UUUUUUUGUUUUUCUUUCCCCUCCUUUUUUAUUUUAUUUUGAGAUCUGACCAGUGUUAGAAAUGACUGACACUGAUAGAUCGCAAGAUAGUCAUCAUCAAGAUCAAACAAGUCAAGAUGACUUGCCUCCUACUAUUCCUUAUGAUUACACUAGUCCGUCUGAAGUAGAUCUCACUACGACCGCGACAACAACGACAACUACAACAGGAGAAAACGCUGCGCCUCCUACUGAGAACCACGAAACUUCACCAAACCUUUCAGGUACUCACUCUUCUUCAAACAACAACUCACUUUCUUUUUUAUCAUCGGAUUUCUCUUUUCAAAACUUCUCCAUUGGUUCCAUUAGUCAAACCAGUCAAGAUCAUGCUCAGUUGGAAAUGGAAGCUCGCCGACGAUUGUUUCGCUCUAAAAGUGAAGAUCUUGAUGCAGGACCAGUGAAAGGACGUAAAUAUGAUCGCCAUCGUUUGGAAACUGCAGUACAAAACAAGAAUUUGGAAAGAGGUUUCAGCGAUUUGACUGGUACUACUUCUACUCUUCCAUUACAAGGUUAUUCUGAUGUGGUUCCUCUUCGUGGAUCGAUUGAUCAAAAACAACGUGGUUACUUGGAACGCCAAUGGUCUAUCUCUGACAAGGAAAAAGAUAUCUCCGCGGAAUCACUUGGUUCAAGUAGUAUAUUGUCAGAUGCGGAAACAAUCUUGCUUUUGGAUGCUCAACAACGAUCAUACCAACAACCUAUCACGGAUACCUCUUUGUACUCUUAUACUGGUGGCCUUUCUGACAACACCAAUAGCAGCAACAAUGAUUCCUCUCAAUCUCAACAUCGAACAUCCCAAGGUUCAUCAGCACGACAACAUUCAUCGUCAUCAUUAUCAUCAUUAUCGCAGCCAUUACCAGCUAUUCCAGAAGAUACUGUGAACUCUCAAACAAAUGUUGAAAGCACUUUCCCUACUCAAGAUGUCAAACAAGAGGCCCAGUAUGAGAACAACCCUUCUUCUACUGAUCAAAGGCAUCAAUUGGUUCAACAAAGCAGCUCACUUUCGUCGUUAUCCCAAACCGUUCCCAGCUCUUUCCCGGAUCAAGACUUUGAUACCUUUCAAGAGGCAGUUUUACACCAUGAUCACCAUGACGACAACAUUGACAAAACUCCAGCAAAAGAGCAAUCGUCCAACGAACAAGAAAUGCGGAAAGAACAAAAUCAACUUCCAGCUUUGAAUCAAACACAUCAUCAAUUAGACGAUACCUCUUCAAAUGAAUUAUCACCAGAAAAUCAACCUAUAUCUUCGCUCAACAAUCAAACUGAUAUUCAUCAAAGUAGAUCCUCCACUCCUAUACCAACCAUACGUCGAUUACGCUCCAGCAAUAGAUUAUCUGUCUCCAAUUCUAUAGCAUCAACUCCUUUAAUCAUGCUGGCUUCAAGUAUUGGUGAUCGCAAGUCUCGAUACCAUAGAGCGAUCAAUGCAAUGGGAGCUACUGUUGUUUACAAUUGGGAACUCUGUACACAUUUGGUGAUUGACAGCAUUAAAAGGACUCCAAAUAUAUUAUGUGCUUUGGCCAGUGGGAAAUCCAUUGUAUCUGAAAAAUGGUUGAUUGCAUCCAUAGCAGCGUCUCAAUUUAUAGAUGAAGAAGAAUAUAUAUUAUUACGACAAAAAACUCCUAAUUUCUUUUCUAACAAGAAACUUUACUUUACUUCUUCCACUGGUAUCAAAAGAACCGACGCUCAAGACUUAGCCAAAGCUGCUGGUGCAAAGCUACGUGCAGAUGAACCAGAUUUACAAAAAGUGGACCCGAAUAUGAUUAUUAUCACCUCUGGAACAAUAAAAGAAGCUCAAGAUUAUGAUCAUGCUGGGUACAAAACAAUGUCAAGAGACCAAUUUUUGGAAUUAUAUGGACGUGAUGUGGAUAAUUGGAUGAAGUGACUUUAGAGUUUAUCAGUUAGCGUAGUCCUUUUUUUUUUUAUGAAUAAAUUGACUUUUUUUUUUCUUUUUACGUGAUAUGGAUCCUUAUUUUUAUAGGAAAGCUGUUGUAAUUCAAAACUUGAAUUUUAGACUAACUCAUUCGUGGAAACUGAAAGUAUCACGCCAAUGAGGAUGAUUAGGUAUGGCCGUAUAUGAAUACUCAUUUUUUUU
This is a messenger RNA of Halteromyces radiatus, 2125 nucleotides long. RefSeq lists its product as uncharacterized. Lineage: Eukaryota; Fungi; Mucoromycota; Mucoromycetes; Mucorales; Cunninghamellaceae. The record is from RefSeq and is a predicted model, not a curated record. The coding region runs from base 62 to 1915 and encodes 617 amino acids. The transcript has 6 exons.